GCUCCCCCACCCCUCUCUACACGCCCCCACACACAUUCCUCCGCAACGACGCUCGUCCCGAAUCGCAAAGUCCACGCGUCCUCCUCGUCGCUCCGACGCAUAUACACGGGUGGGGAGUAAACCGGUGAAGGGCGGUCGCACGUACGUGUCGCGAGGGCAUUGGUCGGCGCUGGCCCGGGGGGAGAUGGACGGAGGGGAGGCGAUGCGGGUGGGGCCGUACCUGAUCGGGCGGACGAUCGGCGAAGGAAGCUUCGCGAAGGUGAAGGCGGCGCGGCGCGCCGACACCGGCGGCGCCGGGUUCGCCCUCAAGAUCAUCCUCCGCUCCCGCGUCGGCUCCGACCUGAAAAUCCACGACCAGAUAAAGAGGGAGAUUGGGACGCUGAAGAUGCUCCGGCACCCUAAUGUCGUUCGCCUUUACGAGGUUUUGGCAAGCAAAACCAAAAUAUUCCUGGUCCUUGAACAUGUUACCGGAGGCGAGCUAUUCGACAAAAUAGAAUCGAAGGGGAGGAUUUCGGAGCGCGAAGGACGAAAGCUCUUCCAGCAGCUAAUUGAUGCUGUGAGCUAUUGCCAUGACAAGGGAGUCUACCACAGGGACUUGAAGCCUGAGAAUGUGCUUCUUGAUGCAAAAGGAAACAUCAAGAUUUCCGACUUUGGUCUUAGCGCAUUACCUCAACAAAUCGGGGUCGAUGGUCUUUUGCACACAACCUGCGGUAGUCCUAAUUAUGUCGCUCCGGAGGUUCUUGCCAAUCGAGGUUACGACGGCGCCAAGUCCGAUUUGUGGUCUUGUGGUGUCAUCUUAUAUGUUAUCCUCACAGGAUGCCUUCCGUUCGACGAUCAAAAUCUCACUCUUCUUUAUCACAAGAUUUCGAAGAGUGAGGUCCACAUCCCUAAAUGGCUUUCUCCUGGCGCGCAAAACUUAAUAAAAAGGAUGCUCGACCCCAAUCCUAUAACUAGGAUAAACAUGGAUCAACUGAAAGAAGAUAAUUGGUUUAAGCAAGAUUACGUCCCGGUUAUGCCUGAAGGAGAUGAAGAAGAAGAUAUGCUCUCAGAUGAUGAAUCCUGCGUGAUCAAAGAGGUUGCAGAAGCAGAUCAUGGACACGAGAAUACGCACAACCACAUUAACGCUUUCGAGCUAAUCGGAAUGUGUUCGUCGCUUGAUCUCUCUGGUUUCUUUGAACAAGAGGAUGUCUCCGAAAGAAGAAUCAGAUUCACAUCAACUCUCUCACCAAAGGAUCUAUUCGAUAGGAUCGAGGAAAUUGUCACAGAAAUGGGGUUUCAUGUGCGCAAAGGACAUGCCAAGUUGAAGGUAAUUCAGCCAUGUAAGGGAUCCACAUGCCCUAGGUCCCUUCUAAUGGUCGUCGAGGUCUUUGAGAUCAACUCGUCGUUGUACGUCGUUGAAUUGAGAAAAUCGCACGGAGUUUCUGCGUCAUAUAGACAGAUAUGCGCGAAGAUACUAGAUGAUCUUGGAGUUUGUAAAAGCGCGGACGUCGCGACGACCAACCAGUCCUUAAUGCAGGAGCACAGUACUGCUGCAUUGGAGGGGGAGAGGAAAUUUACCAUCGCUGCGGCCUGAUUUCUUCGUCGUAUUCUUAUCGGAGAAUUCAAGGGCUGUUUUGCGAUAUUUUUCCGAACCUGCACAUUACACAGUUUAGAACUAGUUUUAGUAUAUAUGAGCAUUUGCAUAGAGCAAGUGUGGUUUGAUCAAACAGCUAUAUUUUUUUUUUGUAAAUGCUGUAUUGUAUCAAAAUAAUUGAAGGGGGUGUUGAGUAAUUGUAUACCACACACCCUCUUAUUGUAGCUUGCAUUGCAUUUCAUGACUUUGAGGUGAUUGUGUAGUUAUUAAUUGUUGGGACAAACAAAUUGUUGUGUAGAUAAUUUGGAUUUUGUAUCAUCUUAAAGUUCAAUAUGUAGUGUGUGAGAUAAA
This is a messenger RNA of Ananas comosus (pineapple), 1924 nucleotides long. Its product is annotated as CBL-interacting protein kinase 1-like. Gene Ontology annotation, biological process: signal transduction; protein phosphorylation. The coding region runs from base 185 to 1573 and encodes 462 amino acids. Gene Ontology annotation, molecular function: protein kinase activity; ATP binding. The record is from RefSeq and is a predicted model, not a curated record. Lineage: Eukaryota; Viridiplantae; Streptophyta; Magnoliopsida; Poales; Bromeliaceae. The transcript is spliced from 13 exons.